AUGGUGCGGAAUCCAGCACCGUCACCCACUGCCGUCCUGCGUGGCCACUUGAGCCCGGUCAACAGCCUCUGCUUUGUCCACGACCAUGCAAUCGUUCCAAGGCAUGAUGCGCCAUCCCUGAGUGCGGCCGCACCUCAAGGUUUGGUAUCAGGCAGUGCCGAUGGAACGCUCAAGGUCUGGGACAUGACCACGCGGAGGGAGGUGUGUUCUGUUCAAGCGCAUUCCAAGGCAGGGAUCCUACAAACCGCCACGCACGGAGCAGCAAUUCUAUCUCAAGGUCGAGACGGUUUGGUCAAGUGGUGGGACGCCGUCGACGGUGGCGAACUUCGAGAGUUCCGGACGCUUGCCAUCGGGUCGUACACGUUUACAAAAGCACAUGUUGUGGAUGCCAACCUCGUUCUUGUGCCCACAGAGCACGCCGAGACAGUGGCUCUCUUCGACGUCCGCACGCCCGGAAACCAGCCAGCCAUGGAAUUCCACGGCGCAUCGUUGAAGUCUGGUGCGAUGACCGAAGAAUUUGUCCGAAAGCAUAACCAUCUUCGUGUAGGUAUGUGCAUGGCCUUAACAAGUCUACCUGUAUCGAGUGGCGUGAUGGCUUGCGUCGGGUUUGAGGGCGGAGUUGUCGCGCUAUACGACCUCCGCCAAGGACUCACUCCAGUGGUCGCGCCGGCCGUGUCGCCUUCCACAGGUAUGUUGCCGAGAGUUGUUUCCGACCCUGCGAAGGCAUCGUUACGCAUAGUGCUUUGCAUGGAGCCCGUGUAUGGAUCCGCAACGCUGCUAUGUGGCACGUCGGGCGAAGAGCACGUUGCAGUCACGCUGACAGCAGCCACCGACGCCGACACGGCAACGUUUUAUCGAACCAAACAGCCUGGCAUCAGCGCGGUAGCCAACCGUACCUUCGAUGACCGCAUCUUUGCCACGGCAGGGUGGGACCACAGAGUCCGAGUCUUUCACCGAAGUUUCAAACCGCUCGCGACGCUCAAAUAUCACACGGACAGCGUCUACGCCGUUCAGUUCUCACGUGACGGCAAGUGGCUUGCGUCGGCGUCGAAAGACCACAAGAUUGCGCUAUGGUGUGUGUAUCCGCCAUCGUCCACAUGACGCUGCACAUCCGUCCGAUACGUCACAAAAGUAACGAGCUUUACUAUUCGACGAUUGACACAAG
Molecule: messenger RNA, 1165 nt
Organism: Aphanomyces invadans
Lineage: Eukaryota; Oomycota; Saprolegniomycetes; Saprolegniales; Verrucalvaceae
Exons: 3
Coding region: 1-1101 (366 amino acids)
Molecular function (GO): protein binding
Source: RefSeq, a predicted model, not a curated record